AUGUUCGUUGAAUUACUUCUUUGCCUCCUCACAUGGUGUUACGUUCAUCGUUGCAGAGGUCUACAAAUCAGUAAAUAUAAAAAUCAAAUUUCCUUUUUAAACAAUUUGCAUGUAGCAAAUGCCGCGCGUGAUUACCAUGUCUACCAUUUGAAGAAGGAAGCAUUGGGGGGCAGGGGCCCACUGUGUGUUGGGGGUCAGAUGCGCGGGCAGGCGCUGCUAGGUGUGCGCAGGGACGAUGAGGACGAUGAUGAUGAGGAGGAAGACGAACUUAAUGAUGAUGAUGAAGAGGAUGAGGAAGAUGAGGAGGAAGACGAUGAAGAUGAGGAUGAUAAUGAUGAUGACGACGAUGACGAAGCGGAUGACAUAACGCGCGAGGAGCGCCUUGCAGCUUACGAGAAACUGCUGAACGCAGAGGGAGACGAAGAGGAUCGGAUGUUGUCCCCGAAAUACAACAUGAAUAUCUACAACAUACUGGAGAAGCACUACGAGCAAAAGGAACAAAGCAAAGUGAUCCUAACUGUGCACAAUUUGAACUACGAAAUUGGUAGCAAGAGGCUUAUGACCAAUUUGAAUUUUCAGGUGAACAAGUCAGAGUGUGUUGGACUUAUAGGUAACAAUGGAUGUGGAAAGACCUCCCUCUUAAACCUAAUUUUUGACCAUUCAGAUAACAGCCACAAGAGUAUAAACAUAAAUAACAGUGUUUCCAAAGAAGGAGUGACAAAUUUUAACCUAACUGAGGAGAACAUGCAAGCCAUGGUGAAGAAAAAUAAAUUCGACUUCCUUUACAAAAUUUUACACCACAUGAAAAUGAAUUCUCUUGAUCUGUCCAAACUUCCAUCAAUUAUAAAAAAUAGAGAUGUCUCCUAUUUUGAGAAAAUCAACAAAAAAAAAAGUGGCAACAGCAAUGAUCUUUUUUUUAAGAAUGGAAUUUUUUACUUCAAACAGAAUAUUCACCUUCUGGAAAAAAACAAUUUGACGGUGUUUGAAAAAGUACUGAAAUUUUAUCAACCCGUUUUAGAAAAAUAUGAAGUGUUAAAUUAUAUCGAAAGGGAGAUCAGCUUGUACAGAAAUGUGCAGGUUGUUCAAAAAUCUAAUCGGUGUCAAACUGAGGAGGAUAGUGAGAAAUACCCUACGAGUGAUAGCCUCAAUGGGAACAACAUCCCUCCAAAGCGAAGAAGCUACACCACGAAAGAACAUACUAACAAUAUGGAAUCAGUAGAAACAAAAUCGAGUGGAGAACCAACCAUCGAGCAGGCACAAUCUUUCGCGCAGUCCAAGCUCUUCCAAAUGGUGCUCAAAUUGUACAUGCACGAAAAGGAAAAUGUAUUCAAAGAGAUAAACCAAGUUAAAAUGAAUUUCCAUAAGUACCUGAACAUUUUAAAUUUAAAAAACUUACUGCAUGUGAAAUUAAGUAAUUUGAGCAACGGAUAUAUUAUCCGAGUGUACCUCCUACUUCUUCUGCUGAGCAAUGCCAAACUUCUUUUAAUAGAUGAAAUAAAUAACAACCUGGACAUAUUUAAUAUUUUUUUCGUUAUGAACAUUUUUCACUAUUCUCUAAAGUAUAAAGAAAUAGGUAUCGUUUUGGCUAGCCACGAUUUCUUCCUAGUGAGUAAAUUAUGCAAUCGAAUUUUAGAUUUUAACAAAAUUUAUGGACACGAUAUCGAUUUUAACAACAUGGCAUUAUUAAAAAGGAUAAGCAGAAGUGGUCAGCAAGCGAUGCACUCUGAUGUUCCACAGGAACUACAAAGAAAAAAUGAACACAACUCAAACAUUACCUUUUUUAAAGGUAAUUACACGCAAUACUUGCACAGUAUGAAGAUACUCUUCGACAAUAGGAGGAAAAAAAAAGAAGAAUUGAAAAAAAUUAUGGACGACCUAAGUGCUGCCAUAAAUCAAGUCAAGAAAAAAAAAAAAAACGAAUUCAUGCGUCAAUCUUUAAAAAAAAAAGAAGAAGAAUUUAAAUUAUUCCAAAAUGUCUACUCUACCCUUUUUGAUAGCACACUGAAUUAUCAGUACAUGUACUAUAAUUUGAUUUAUAGCAGGAAGAAUGAGAAGGGGGCAUCGAAGGGAAUCCCCACCGACGGGGGGAUACAGGAGGGGAGAGAAAAUAUUUCCCGCGUGCGAAGUGGCAGUGCUGAGGGAAAUUCAAAUGGUCAAGAGAUAGAGGAGAAAGCCGCUCAACAAACCGAUGGCGACGUCGAUGAACACACCACAGAACAGGAAGAAGGUGUGGAAUCUUUCGUGUACAACAAAAUGAAAGACAUAGAAGGUAACAUGAACAAGAAUAUCCUCAUAGACAUGAGCAAAAAAAUAAAAAACAACGAGCUGAUAGAAACAGGCGAGAGGUACGCAAAAAACAACGUGUCUCUGUACGAAUUCGAUAACUUUUCCUUCUAUUUUUGGAAUAAAAAAAAGAAGAAAAAAAAAUAUAUUUUUAAAAACAUGAAUCUGAGUAUAAACAGCGGAGAAAACGUUCUCCUCUUGGGAAAAAAUGGAAUUGGAAAAUCCACUUUUUUUAAGAUACUAACCAAUAGGUACAAGUUUCAGAUGCAAACGGAGGGAGGUAGACAUAGAAGGAGCGCAUAUGCAUACGGAGAUAGCGAGGAUGAAGAGGAAUAUCAAGAGGGAGGUGUCUAUGUGCAUGGGGGAGAUGGAAUCAAUUCUACUCCAACAGAAAACAAAAUAGCACAUUUUGAAGGAAGCAUAAAAUGCAACUUUGACAACGUCCUUCUAACCUACUUUGAACAAAAUAUGAUUAAAAAAUUACAUCUGGAAAUUAACGAAUAUUUUAGAUACCUAAUUGAGAAUGUGAAUUACGAACCAGUUCACUUCGACGACAGUUCGGAUGUAGAAGGCGUAGACGAUAUCACUAUGGAAAAUUAUGAUGGGUACAACUUUGACAAUGGCAUGCCUAUCACUGCCUCAAAGGAGCACUUCUUUUUCUACGUACUGAACAAAACCAAACCGUUUUGCAACGAACAGGACAUCAGCAACAUUGAAGAGAAAAUAAAAGCGUUACUCAAAAUAUUCUAUAUUGAUAGCUCCACAUGCAUGAAAGAUAAAAGUGGAGGGGAGAAAGUACGAAUACUAUUCCUUUCAUUAUUUUUAAAAAAAUCAAAUUUGCUUCUCCUAGACGAAAUAAAUAACAAUUUAGAUAUUUACUUAAAAAAUCUUCUAUUAAAUUUUUUAAAUUAUAUUUAUCAAGGCAGUUAUAUUUUGACAACCCACGAUUUUUACAUGAUCAAAAAUUUGACUAAUGUCCACAAGGUUAUUUACAUAUUUGACUACCAGAAUGUUUUUACUUUUUACAAUGUGCAGGAUUUUAUAGAGAAUUUCUAUCACUUCAUUUUGCAUUCGUUUGAUACUCUGCACAUGGUUAACCCGCGCGAUGGCAGAGCAAUGAAUGUGGUUAACCACUCAGUCGACCUGCAACAAACUCAGCAACCGGAGGUACUUCAUUCUCCCCAACGUAGUAGUUCUGUCUGUGGUGAUUCUGAGAACAACGAGACCGCGAAGAACCCACUACAUAAUGGACGUGAGGAAGGCCACCCAUAUGCAGACGCACAGGAAGAGGAUAAUAUUGACAAUCGAGAAAAUUAUAACAAAAUACUGUACGAUAAUUACGACUAUAAAAUUUUGCAAUUUUUAAAAACGCAAUAUGCAAAGGAUAGAAAUGAAAGAAAAAAUAUUGAACAAAUAACUGAUCAUGAAGAAGAUGUCAUUUUCGAAAAAAAAAAAGUCAAUAGGAAAAAUUUUGGAGGUAAAGGCUCUUCCGGGAAAAUAAAAAUAAAGAAUUGGAAGCGGUGGAAAAAGUAA
Plasmodium knowlesi strain H is the source of this 3816-nucleotide messenger RNA. Its product is annotated as ABC transporter F family member 1, putative. The transcript has a single exon. NCBI's taxonomy places the organism in Eukaryota, Apicomplexa, Aconoidasida, Haemosporida, Plasmodiidae. The record is from RefSeq and is a predicted model, not a curated record. Gene Ontology annotation, cellular component: ATP-binding cassette (ABC) transporter complex. Gene Ontology annotation, molecular function: ATP binding; ATPase-coupled transmembrane transporter activity; ATP hydrolysis activity. Bases 1 to 3816 code for a protein of 1271 amino acids.